Messenger RNA from Nannospalax galili (Upper Galilee mountains blind mole rat), 1365 nucleotides. Its product is annotated as cathepsin L1-like. The transcript has 8 exons. Gene Ontology annotation, molecular function: cysteine-type endopeptidase activity. NCBI's taxonomy places the organism in Eukaryota, Metazoa, Chordata, Mammalia, Rodentia, Spalacidae. Gene Ontology annotation, biological process: immune response. Bases 70 to 1068 code for a protein of 332 amino acids. Gene Ontology annotation, cellular component: lysosome. The record is from RefSeq and is a predicted model, not a curated record.
UCAGUGAAGUCUGAAGAGCUGUCUUUGGAGUACACCGUUGCAGCUGUGGGCAUUCCAGGUUUUUGAAACAUGACUCCUAUUUUCUUUGCACUUUGCCUGGGAAUGAUCUCAGCUGCUCCAACAUUUGAUCCCAGUCUGGAUGCUAAAUGGCAGGAAUGGAAGACAAAACACAGGAAAACAUACAAAACGAAUGAAGGACAAAAAAGAGCAGUGUGGGAGAAGAAUAUGAAAAUGAUCGAACAACACAAUGAGCAAAUCAGCCGGGGGAAAUACAGCUUCCGCAUGAAGAUGAACGCCUUUGGUGACUUGACCAGUACAGAAUUCAAGAAACUGAUGACUGGCUUUCAAAGCCAGGGACUCAAGAACAUGAAACUGCUCCAGGCACCUCAGCCAUCACUUCUCGUGGGUGAUGUCUCCAAAUCUGUGGAUUGGAGAACCAAAGGCUACGUCAGUGCUGUACAGGAUCAGGGUAUCAGUUGUGGCUCUUGUUGGGCUUUUAGUUCAGCUGGGUCCCUAGAAGGACAAAUGUUCCGGAAAACAGGCAAACUAGUUCCACUGAGUGCACAGAACCUGGUGGACUGCUCUUCGUCUUAUGGUAACAAAGGCUGCAAUGGCGGCUUGAUGCAUCAAGCCUUCCAGUACGUGAAGGACAAUGGAGGCCUGGACACUAAGGAUUCCUAUCCAUAUGAAGAAGCCGUGGGACCCUGCAGGUACAAUCCUAAGAAUUCUGCUGCUACUGUCAGAAGCUUUGUGAUGCUCCCACCAAGAGAGGAUGCCCUUUUGAAUGCUGUGGCAACUGUGGGGCCCAUCUCCUCUGCAGUUGACAGCAAUCACACCUCCUUCCAGUUCUAUGAGAGUGGCAUCUAUUAUGAGCCAAACUGUAGCAGCUCAGAGGUGGACCAUGCUAUUUUGGUGGUUGGCUAUGGAGAAGAAUCUAAUGGCAAAAAGUACUGGCUGGUCAAGAACAGCUGGGGUGAAAGAUGGGGCAUGGAUGGCUACAUCAAGAUAGCCAGAGACAAGAACAACCACUGCGGAAUUGCUACAUAUGCCGUCUACCCAGUCGUGUGAGCUGCUGGACAGCAGGAAGGAAGGACUGGACUGGAGACAGCGUAUGAGGAGGAGGUCCUCCCCUUCACAGCUACCAGCCUCUGCCGUGUGGGAUGUGGCACCUGAGCCACUGCAGAGCCCAAGUGCGAUGUGACUACCGGGACCCUGUUACUUGGCUAAGCAUUUCUGCUACUUUACUGUCGUAAAUAGCUUUGUAUUAAUGAGUUUUGAAUUUCCAUCCAUCUUUAAAGAGAUGUACAGAAUUACAUCUUUAAAAUUAAAUUUGUUAGCUGGGCAUGGUGGCACAGGCCUUUAAUC